ACAUCGUAUUCGAGAAAUGGCAGAUAAACUCAAGUUAAAAAAUGUGGCUCCUGAUGAUAGCAGUGAAGAUGAAAAUGUUGUUGAAAGUGAAUUGGACCUUCGUUUGGAGAAAUUAAAAUUGGGUCCUAAAAAGAAACUUCUUGUGCUUUGCCUUGGCGGAUUACUGGUGCACAGAGUGCACGUUAGGGAUAGUCACACUGUUCGUGGAUUGAAAGCUGAUGUCGCCUACAAUAAACUUCUAGUUUUCAAGAGGCCUUUUUGUACUGACUUCAUAAAAUUUUGCUUCGAACGAUUUGAGGUGGGCGUAUGGUCGUCUGCUAGAAACCGUAAUAUUGAUGCUGCUUUGAGCUGUGUCACUGGACCUGGAAUGAGAAGCAAGUUAGCUUUUGUAUGGGGUCAAGAUGAACGCACAGAAUCUGGAUUUUACUGCCUAAGGAAGGAGGAGAAGCCUCUAUUUCUGAAGGAAUUGAAGGAUCUCUGGGAGAAGAAAUACCAUAGUCUUCCUUUCGAUAAAUUAAUUGUCAUUGAAGUUAUUUUCUUAUUCUUCUGUUACAUGCAGACCGAUACAGCAAUAUUUCCCCAACCGUACAAAAAGCACGACGUCAAAGAUACAUUUUUAGGUCCGAACGGUGAAUUACGAGGCUUUUUGGAAGGACUUGCUGACGCCGAUGAUGUUCGUACUUAUGUGAAAGAGCAUCGAAUUGGACAGUCUCCUAUAACACCAUCACAUCCCGACUGGAAUUACUAUUCGAAGAUCGUUCGCCAUUUUGGCAAGGAAGAAGAGAGUGCUGAAAGUGCUAGUAAAUGAGAUCAAAUCUAUAUAAAGAAGUUGCUAAUGAAGACAAUAUCAAA
Olea europaea var. sylvestris is the source of this 852-nucleotide messenger RNA. RefSeq lists its product as uncharacterized. The transcript is spliced from 6 exons. Gene Ontology annotation, molecular function: phosphoprotein phosphatase activity. The record is from RefSeq and is a predicted model, not a curated record. Lineage: Eukaryota; Viridiplantae; Streptophyta; Magnoliopsida; Lamiales; Oleaceae. The coding region runs from base 17 to 808 and encodes 263 amino acids.